This is a messenger RNA of Homarus americanus (American lobster), 3355 nucleotides long. RefSeq names its product kunitz-type serine protease inhibitor 6-like. Gene Ontology annotation, molecular function: serine-type endopeptidase inhibitor activity. The record is from RefSeq and is a predicted model, not a curated record. The transcript has 2 exons. The coding region runs from base 1610 to 3064 and encodes 484 amino acids. Lineage: Eukaryota; Metazoa; Arthropoda; Malacostraca; Decapoda; Nephropidae.
CGCACCCUCAUUCGCUUUACACUGUCACGAGCGUUCAAACUUUCACUGGGCACGAAGGGCCCGCGAUCACUUGUAAUAACUAUAAGUAUUAUAAGUACAAUGUCAGGAGUUUUAUUUUCACUGUAAGUUGUUGUUGUAAUUUACUGUAUCAAAUUAUUAUAGAUAAAAGAAGAUAUUUUAACUGUAUUUCUCUAUCCCAGAGUAUUAUUAAUGUGAGUCAGUGAAGUUAGUUUUUGUAGAGCGAGGUGAGGUUAGCUUAGGAGAGGUGAGGUUAGGUUAGGGUGGGUAUUCUUCAGUGUGAAAUAAUCUUUGGGGGAUGAUUCUUCAAGUUAUCUCAAUUCUUACACAAUACCUAAGUCACAAUCCACACAAUCGAACAAUCACCUCGAUACAUCUUAAACCUGACUUGUCUCUAUGUUUUUAUGAAGCCAAAUCUUGUUUACUCAUCAAAACCAGAUUAUUUGUUUGAACUUGUGGCCAAAGAUAAAGACUAUAUUGAGUGUUGUAUGGCAGAUGGGAAUACAGAUUAUACUUAAUUGUAUUGUAUGACGAUCACAUGAAAAUUAGGCACCCCAGUUAAUUUGACCUAACUUAAUCUAACCUAACCUAGUUAAUUUGACCUAGUGCUUGACCCUCAUAGUAACCUAACCUAACCAUGAAAACAUAUAAUGCAAACUCGUCAUUGUCCAACACAGUUCACGUCUUGGUAACACACACACACACACACACACACACACACACAAAAGAGUCCCCACUGUAUGCUAUCGUUAAAGAGACCUUCAUUAUGCUCUAAAUUUCAUCAUUAAUUAACCAUAAAUAAAAGCUUGAUGACGUCACCAGUCCACCACACUCAGCUUUCACAUAUUAAGUUGAUGACUCACUCUCCCCUCAGCCAUCGUAUGUAGUUCAAGUCUAGAAAAACUGGAUACAUAUAUCAAUAAUUCGCCCCUAAAAUGGUACCAAGGAUGUUUCACAGUUAACAGGUAUAAAUUGGCAUCACUUUUAUACAGCUUAGUUAUCUGAAGCAGUCGACGGGGCUGUGGUCUAUAUUAUGUAGUGUGGGACGACAAAUAACAUGAUCAAUCUCGUUACUACAGGAGAAACUACAUGUCUGAAAUUGUCAUAACUGAGACUUCCUUUUAUUGAAACCCAAAGGAAAGAAUUUUAUAUUCAGAGACAAUUUGGGUCAUAGGAGGAUCAAAUUCGCUUAAAUACAAAUAGAAGUGUCCUUGUUCAUUUUUUAAGCCUCUUGUAUUAUGCAGGAAAUUGUAAAGGGACGUUUAAAUCCUGUUUCUUCAUGGACAUCUGUAGCAAUGAGUGAUCUUGAACCUAAGCUCACAUUUAUAUAUUUAAAUACCCCAGCGCCGCCCUCCACCUCUCAGUCAACAUUCGGACGUUGUCUCGUGAACUAUUUUAAUUAUCUGAAUCUGUAGCAACUCGCUGCCUCAAAGUGAUCAGUUUUUAUCAGAGGUGAAGUGCUGCUGGUUAACACCCAACGCUUACUCUACAGUACAAGUUUCCUAAUGCUGAUGAAGUACUGUUGGUAAAGAUGGAGAUAUAGAAGAAAUCGGGUGUGACUUUAAUUGUAUUUUCGUUUGGAAUUAAACUUAUGGGAGAAAUGGAGACCAAGAGAUAUAUUUUGUUCACCUUGGCCACCAUGGUUGUGGUAGUGAAUGGUUACAAAGUGACUAAACUGUUUCCUAACGUCUGUUACGACAGUCCAGAUCCAGGACCCUGCAGGGCUUUUAUCCCUUCCUACUUCUACAACCCCAAGACAAAUAUCUGUGACUGUUUCGUUUACGGCGGGUGUCAAGGCAACGACAACCGAUUCCCCGACCUAGAGCAGUGCUUGGAAACUUGUGGUGAUGAAUCCUACCAAGAGGUGAUAACAGACAAGUGUGUUUCUCUCUUUAAUGUAGUAAACCCGCAAGAAGAGGAAGACGUGUUGGACCAGUAUGGAUCACAAACCCAUCAGGUUCCUAACCUCUGUUUCGAUCCUCCAGUAACGGGACUCUGCCGUGCCCACUUCCCUCACUUCUACUUCAACAGUGAGACACAAACCUGUGACUGUUUCGUGUACGGUGGGUGUGGCGGUAACAACAACAAGUUCUCCACGCUGGAAGAAUGCCUCACUACUUGUGGUGGUCAACCCAGCCAACAGCACAAUACCGAAAGUUGUGACAAAAUCCUUGGAAGUCAAAACCCACUAGUGAACAGAGAACCGUUGGUUAAUGUCACCUUGUUGCCUGAGACACAACAAACGAUUCAGGAAACACAAGAGCCACAACAACUGACUCAGGAAACACAGGAGCCACAACAACUGACUCAGGAAACACAAGAGCCACAACAAACGAUUCAGGAAACACAAGAGCCACAACAACUGACUCAGGAAACACAACAACUGACUCAGGAAACACAAGAGCCACAACAACUGACUCAGGAAACACAAGAGCCACAACAACUGACUCAGGAAACACAAGAGCCACAACAACUGACUCAGGAAACACAAGAGCCACAACAAACGAUUCAGGAAACACAGCAGAUGUCAGAGCCUCACCAAGAAUCUCAACAGAUGACAGAGCCUCAGCAGAAAACUCAUCAGGUUCCUAACCUCUGUUUCGAUCCUCCAGUAACGGGACUCUGCCGUGCCUACUUCCCUCACUUCUACUUCAACAGUGAGACACAAACCUGUGACUGUUUCGUGUACGGUGGGUGUGGCGGUAACGACAACAAGUUCUCCACGCUGGAAGAAUGCCUCACUACUUGUGGUGGUCAACCCAGCCAACAGCACAAUACCGAAAGUUGUUACAGAAUCCUUGGAAGUCAAAACCCACUCGCUGAUAUCACGUUGUUGUCUCAGAGAGAAACUCAACAACCCCAACAACCAACUGAGGAGGAGACGCAACAGUCGGCAGUCGCGACACAAACGCUGGGAAGGGAAAACAAGGAAGAGGAGUCAACAGGGAGCCACGGGGUAACGAGCCAAAAGUUUGGUUCCUCAGUAAUCCGUGCUGGAUCAAUCUACGUGGGCAAGCCAGUCUCUAUCCCCGGCUUCCUCCCGUGAGCAGACGCUGGCCAACAGACAACAGCCUUCCUUACACUGGCUACGGCUUGAAGUCUUCCUGCCACACCGACACACUCAACACUGUACAGAAAAUAUCAGUAGUAAUGGAUGUAUAAGAGGACUAACUAGGGGUCCACAAUGUUACUGAAUCAUAAAAUACAACAUCCCGCCCUCACAACCUCCCAACUCCUUAUAUCACAACUUUUGGAACAAUAUAAUGCCAAGAGUUACUGUGUUCAUUGUUGUUAUUUACUGUAACCAAUUAUUAUAAAAAAAAACAAAAUAAACACU